Messenger RNA from Macadamia integrifolia, 1326 nucleotides. RefSeq names its product probable indole-3-pyruvate monooxygenase YUCCA10. NCBI's taxonomy places the organism in Eukaryota, Viridiplantae, Streptophyta, Magnoliopsida, Proteales, Proteaceae. The record is from RefSeq and is a predicted model, not a curated record. Gene Ontology annotation, molecular function: N,N-dimethylaniline monooxygenase activity; NADP binding; flavin adenine dinucleotide binding. Bases 32 to 1168 code for a protein of 378 amino acids. The transcript is spliced from 4 exons.
GCAGUGAGUGGGAGAAGACAAAGAAAAUAAAAUGAAGAAGGAAACAGUAGUGAUAGUAGCAGGAGCUGGGCCUUCUGGAAUCUCCACUUCUGCAUGUUUAAACCUUCACUCCAUCCCUCACAUAGUCCUUGAAAGAGAAGACAUUUACUGUCCCAUAUGGACUAAGAAGUCCUAUGAUCGUCUCCACCUUCACUUAGCCAAGCAAUUCUGUGAGCUCCCACAUCUCCCAUUCCCUGACUCAUACCCAACUUAUGUACCCAGAAAGCUAUUUGUCCAGUACUUGGAAGACUAUGUAACCCAGCUCAAGGUGAACCCGGUUUAUAACCGGUCCAUCGAAUCGGCGGCGUUCGACAAGGCCACCGGAAAAUGGCUUGUCAAGGCAAAGAACAUAAAGACAGAUGACAUGGAGGAGUAUAGCUCAAGAUUUCUAGUGGUGGCCACCGGCGAGACAACCGACCCGUUUAUACCGGAGAUUGAAGGGAUAGAGAGCUUCUCAGGGGAGUUCUUGCACUCCACAAAAUAUAAGACUGGUGCACCAUUUGCUAACAAGAGUGUCUUGGUUGUUGGGUGUGGUAAUUCUGGGAUGGAGAUUGCUUAUGAUCUAUCAAAUUUUGGAGCUAAGACCUCCAUUGUUAUUCGAAAUCCGCUUCAUGUUAUCACCCGGUGGAUGAUGUAUGUGGAAUUGGAGUUGUUGAAGCAUCUACCUUAUGACAUGGUGGAUGGAUUUGUUCUCUUGCUUAGCAAGUUUUGGUAUGGAGAUUUGAGCAAGUAUGGGUUAACGAGGCCACAAGAAGGUCCUUUCGCCAUGAAAGAUAAGUAUGGUAAAUAUCCAAUCGUCGACGUCGGCACCAUCGGGAAGAUUAAGUCCGGCGAGAUUCAGGUUUUUCCGGGAAUAUCAAGUGUAAAAGACGAUGAGGUGAUCUUCAUAGAUGGCAAGUCCUAUCAGUUUGAUGUGAUUUUGUUUGCCACAGGAUUUCAAAGAACAACACAAAAAUGGCUCAAGGAUGAUGAAGACCUUCUCGAUAAGGAUGGGAUUCCGAAACAAAGUUAUCCUAAUCAUUGGAAGGGAAAGAAUGGCUUGUAUUGUGCAGGACUGGCAAGGAAAGGUUUGUAUGGAACUGCCAUGGAUGCCCAAAAUAUAGCUAAUGAUAUCAAGAAACUAUUGUGAAGCAAUCAAUUACAAGGGACUUUAUUCAUUAAGUAUAUAAGUAAAGAGUGAAUUAGAUUUGUAUAUUCUAUAUAUGUUCGAACUUAUGCGUGUUGAAUCCAUAAUCUUCAUAAUAUUCAGGAAAAACACCUUGAAUGGCAAUGCAUUCUUUUUCUUCU